This is a messenger RNA of Eruca vesicaria subsp. sativa (arugula), 1128 nucleotides long. The record is from the annotation of a GenBank genome assembly. Lineage: Eukaryota; Viridiplantae; Streptophyta; Magnoliopsida; Brassicales; Brassicaceae.
AUGGCAGGCAACUGUAUUUCUGUCAGUCUUCUAGGGGUGUUAUUGGUACUAAUCAGCAUCUUCUAUAAUCCUCUAGUCGUGGCUGCGAUCCGGGGCGAGGGCAUUCCGGCGGUAGGACUGUUUACAUUCGGAGACUCAUACUUUGACGCUGGAAACAAAAUGUUUUUCAGCAAAAAACAAAAUCUUCCCCAAAGCUAUUGGCCGUAUGGAAAAUCACGUGAUGACCCCAACGGCAAAUUUUCUGACGGUCAUAUCGUCCCUGACUUUAUUGCUGAAUUUAUGGGCAUUACGAAAGAGAUCCCACCGGUGUUUAAACCAGGCGUUGACGUAUCACGUGGAGUUAGCUUUGCCGUCGCCGAUGCUUCUAUUCUUGGUUCUCCGGCUGAAUCCAUUACACUAAAUCAACAAGUGGCUCAAUUCAGAAGUAUAAAAUCAAAAUGGACCGACGAUUUCAUCGGAAAGUCGCUGUUUAUGAUCUACAUUGGUACCGAGGACUACUUAAACUUCACCAAGAACAAACUUAACGUAGACAUUUCUGCACAAGAAGCUUUUGUCACUUCCGUUGUUGCCAAAUUCAAGAACGACUUAAGUUUGUUAUACUCUCUAAACGCGACUAAAUUCGCGAUUCAACUGUUAGCACCAUUGGGUUGCUUACCAAUCUCAAGGCAAGAAUACAAGACAGGCAACGAGUGUUACGAGCCACUCAACGAUUUAGCUAAACAACACAACGAGAAGAUUGGUCUGAUUAUGAACGAUCUCGCUAAAAAACAUCCCGGUUUACAUUUCACAGUCUUCGAUUUCUAUAACGCAGUUCUUCGACGGACACGUAGGAAUCUUAGCUAUAGGUUUUACGUGUCAAACACGUCAUGUUGCGGUGUGGGGACGCACGACGCGUACGGUUGUGGUAUGGGAAACGUGAGGUCGAAGCUAUGUGAGUACCAAAGGGCUUACUUCUUCUUUGAUGGACGUCACAAUACAGAGAAGGCACAAGAGAAGUUUGCUCAUCUCUUCUUUGGAGCGGACACUAAUGUAGUUCAGCCGAUGACACUUCGUGAGCUCAUUGUGUAUCCUUUUAACGAGCCUAUGCGUGAGUUUUGGAAGCCCUCUAUCACCACAAAUGCUACUUGA